Messenger RNA from Triplophysa dalaica, 3749 nucleotides. RefSeq lists its product as uncharacterized. The transcript is spliced from 7 exons. The record is from RefSeq and is a predicted model, not a curated record. Bases 1857 to 2894 code for a protein of 345 amino acids. Lineage: Eukaryota; Metazoa; Chordata; Actinopteri; Cypriniformes; Nemacheilidae.
AACAAACAAAAACCUUCACAUCUGAUUCUACAGCCACUCUGUUCAUUAUGAACGUGUUAAAAACACUCAAACAAUCUGCAGAUUCGUCGCGCUGUCUGUCAGGAGAGAUCAUGACAGACAGACGAAUGACUCCCCUCUGCAAAGCGACAUCGAGGAAUUUAGAGAGAAAAUAAAAUAAAUUCCGAUGUUUAGUGAAAACCUCAAUUGCAUCUUUGUGUGUCGUGAGCUGAGACACGAAAGGGGAAUUUUCAUCGUUUUCACGCGCGGCUUUGAGAGGAUUUUGUGUCACUCGGGCGUUGAUCUUGUUGAGCUCCACUUUCAUUAACCCCAACAGGUCAAGGUUGCUCGUUAGCUUUAGCUUUUAUGAAUGAGCAGUAAUGAUCAGUGUUUGUGUGGGUUAUUGCUCGUCCUUUUGCAGUGGCAGGAUUUGGGUUGUUUGGUUUAUGAGAGUUCAGACCUCACAUGUAUCGAGUGCCAUUGCUUCCAGAAUCUAUUGCGAUGUGUUUUGACAAGAAUACAAUUGAGAUGUGAAUUUCGUUGCAAGUAGGAGUAGAAUUUCAAGAGUGCAUGUAAAUGUAGUGAAUCUCAUGAAUAUGAGUGUGAGCCUCUUCAGCAUCUGUCACGAUUCUGCAGCAGGACCAUCACAUCAUUUUACAUAUUCAACAUCCACUCUUCUCACACACACACACACACACACACACACACACACACUGUGAGGGGAAACUGUGAAGAACAACGAGUGAAUAAUUAAUGUUAUUGUCAAUGUCACAGAUAGUCCUAAUGAGUGAUUUAGAUAAUCUCUCGUUGAGUCAUUAUUGCUUGUAUUGUUCUUCAUUUAAACGCAAUAAAUGUAAUAAUUAAAAAGAGAGAUGAUCUAAAUCACUCUAUUGUGUUGCUCUGGUGGGAUUAAAUGUUUAUUUCUGUAAACUUUGUCAUUGGUUUUUAUCAUCAGAUAAUAUAGACUCAGAAUCAUUGAGUCGGUUCUGUGAUUGCAGUCAUAUUAAAUCCCGUUCGGAUCUUUUGUGUGUGAUAUCGUCUUGGCUUUACUUUCAUUUGUAUUUCUUUCAGCUCUUUAUUGCGCGACUCGUUUAUCAGCGGCGCGAUCUGACGCUGAAGUGCAGGUCAGCGGAGAGAGACGCGUCGCGUUAUUGAGUUCAGACGCUUUUCAUAAGAGUCUGUUUGAGCCCGAUUGUGUCGCUUCUGAUUCUUAUCGUCUCGCUGAAACGCUUUGUGUGUAUUUACACUGAAAUUAAACAUUCUUCAUCUCAAACUAAUAUCCUCCAAUAUCCGUCUCUUUAUGGCCGAGCAGCAGCGCGUGCGUGUCUGUAACUGUGCGCGUGCGUGUGUGAAUAUGAGCAGAAUCGACAUGAUCUGUAUAAUGUUUAUGUGUGUUUUACAUUGUUGCUAAUACACAGCAUCAUUUCCUCCUGUUGUCAUGGAGAAACACGAACAUGUAUGAUAGUCUACGAUCACUGUAGUAAAGCGAGUUAAAGAGUGAUGAUGUGAAGUUUCAGUAAAAACAUCUUUUUAUUGUUAUUAAAAUGUAAAGACGCAUUUUUGAACAUUUCUGUCGUGUAAAUGUUACAAUUAUUUGUACGGUUUAUUAAAAGAUUCUUUGUGUUACUCAAUUAAAAUGACUUUUUCAUCUGACACACUGUGUGGAGAUCUGACCGGACCGAUCACUUCUGGGUGCUUGCUGGGAAGAAAAUCAUUUCUUGUAUAAAUAUGAUUUGUGUCAAAUACUUUUGAAAAACAAGAGAUCAGAGACGCUUCACAAACAGUUUGUUGAUGAGUGAGACAGAAGGAGCAGAAGUGUGAUUGUGAAACUCUUUCUGGAUUGAGUUUCAGUGCUUUCCAUGUUCAGUUUGUGCGGCAGUCUCAGAGUCUCACAGUCUCUAUCUAACGGUUCAGAUAUGUUUCAGAUGAUACAGCUGCUCUUCUCCUCUGGACUCCACAGUCACAGUAAAACCAGCAAAUCUCCUCAGACCAGACCAGACUGGACUCACAGUUCACAGGACUUUCUCAGACAAGUGCGACACUUGAGCGGUCUGAAGAAACAGGAAGUGUUUUAUAACCUGCGUGUCCCGGUCCAGUGUGAGGCGGUUGGAGACGAGAUCAAUCUGGUGUUGAUCACAGGUCACGGUGUGUUCUGUAUGGAUGUGAAGACGUGGAGCGGUUGUGUUUCGGCUCAGAGUGACAUUCACUGGCUGGUUCAGGUGAAAUCUAAAGCUCAGAUCUCAGUGGAGCAGGUGCCUGACGCUCUUCACAUCAUCACCGCGAAGGCUCGUAACCUCCACUGUCACAUGAAGCGCUGCGGGCUGAACAUUCGGACGGAUCUGUUUUUUCCCAGAAUCCUCUUCUUGUCUCCAGACUGUGUGCUGAGUGAAGAGUUGAGGAUGAAGAAGGAGCUCGUGAGUUACGCUGAUGUCCAAGAGUUCUUCUGCUCGCUCCGCGAAACAUUCACCGCCUGGCUGCCGGAUGUCUUCACACCGUCCUGGAUCUCAGGUCAUUUGUCGUUCAGACAGAUGAGAGUGGCCCGUGAGUGUCUGGGUGUCAUGAGGACGUGGGAUCUGCUCCAGCUGCUCAGCGGUCAGGAACUGAAGGGAGAUUAUCAGAGCUGUACACACCUCGCUGUACAACGGCACGAGACUGAAGUACUGCACUUCAGCAGAGACACAACCCUACUCACACACACACUCUACAACCUGCUCGGACUCACAACACAGGUGACCGUCCGGAUGUAUAAGCGUGGAGCUGAAGGAUGGCUGGGUAAACAUCUGGUCGCCACGGCAACCAUCCCUUCAACCACACAGGUGAUUUUCAGGAUCAGCGGAGAAGAAUCAGACAGUCAGUUUCCAGUGAACAGCAUCGACUGUGUGACACUCAGUAUCUGACUGAUGAUGAUGGAUUGAGCUUUACUUCCUACUGAUGUGAUCAAGAUAUACAAGCAUGCGUAUAUAUACUGGUUAUCGUUUAUUUAAAUAUACAAGAAAACAUCGAUUACAUGAUGUGUGAAGGUGAAGUGUGUUACUUUUGAUCCAGAUGACAUCAAGAAAUUUCAUAAAAUUAUAUUUUAAAAUAAAUGUAAAAACAUGAAAAUUAUGCAUUUAUUUGUUCAUUUUCCAUCUUAUUUGUCUCUAAAAUUACUCGUUCAUUUGAAUGUAAAAUAACAUAUUUUUGUAAUUUUCACUUGAAAAAAAUAUUUUCAUAAAAGUCUUCACACAAGUAUUAAGUCUUUGUUUUAAGAAACCAUCAAACACCACAAGGCUGGAGAUAGGAUGAACUUUAAUAAUAACGUUUUCACAAGUUGAAUUUGUAGAAAUAAAAAAACUGUAGAAAAAGUUGCAAAAAUAUCCAAAUCUGACCUUUCUAUAUGAAAAGACAUUUAAUUUAUUUGAGAAAUAACUAUCACAUGUCAGGCAGAAGAGCUGAGGGUGUGUUUGACACUGAAAACUUAACUGUCAUGAUGUUUCGUCUGAAAGCAUCAACAAUGUUAAUCUGAUAUAGAAGUGUAUGUUUGUCUGUUUUGUACAGUGAAUUAAAUUAAAACAAAUUUGCUGUUAUAGGGUCAUUAAAUCUUGUGUGUGUGUGAGUGGCUGAAAUUAUUUGACAUUAUUAGUAAAAAUGCUUCAUGCUUAAUUCAGUUCUUUGUGUAUGUGUGUAUUGGCUCAUCACUUCUUUGUGUAUGAAUGAUCUGCAUUGUUGAAUUUAUUGAGGUCUUUGAUAAAUAAAAUGUGUUAAUUUCCCAA